AGAACCACCAGCCACGGUCUGUCAGCCUUUUGAAAAUACACCACUUCCCCUAUACGUUGAUAUAAAAUUGUACACCGAUCUCUCUUCCGCAUUUGUGUUACGCAUAUUCAUAUUCUUUUUUAUCAUUUUGUGCAUCGGUACAGAUUCAUUCUUGUGAUGGAAAAGUCUGCACCCAACAAAAAGAUUUUCCGUGACUAGUCGUGGUAAUGAAGUUAUAUCAAGAUUGAUGGCAUCAUCUCAAUUUCUUUUGUUUUGUAUGAUGAGGUUGUCUGGGAUACGUAUCUAUUGGUAUAGCUACAAACUCUGCGUACUACUACUUGGCACACAUCCAUUUUCUUUAUAGUGAUGACUUUUACGUAGACGCCUAUUCCAUGAUUAAUAGUAGAUGUGUUGUUGGUCUUUCAGUUUCACCAGCGAAAAUGGCACGAAAGCGCGUGCGUCCUGACGACCCCCUGUGGGUCUGCUGCUGUUGUGGGGGGCUCCCAAUAAUCGGUUUGGUAAAGGCCGCAAUAUUUGUUCCGCCACCGUGCGUGUUCCUCACGGUCUCCGCAACUCUGACUGCGAUCGCGUCUGCGCCUUACCAAACUUACAUCUGCGCGCGUGUGCUCUACUCAACGGCACUUGUUGGGCCGAAUCUACGGGUGGCGCUACUCCUGCUUUUGCCCUUUGCGCUGCUGUUGGCGAUUCCCGUUGCGGUGUUCACCGUUGCCGCAGCUUGUUCAAGCCUGUUCUUCACCGCGCACAUGCUCGCGUCUGUUUUUGACGAGCGGGAACCAUCCCUGCUUUUUGGGGGUGUCGCAGAAAUGUAUCACGAACGUUGCUGGAAAACUCUCGUCGAUUUUGUUUAUGGCAUGACACAGUUUUCCUGGUGGCAUUUCGGAAUUGAUACCUUUAAAAAAAGAAUACUUCAACAUCGAUCUGGUUACGUCGAUAUUGUCGUCGCUCUAAUUGUCGGAUAAUCAAUAACUACUUGUGAUUUUUUCAAGUUUAUCCUCGACCUCGAGUCCAUCUAAUUUUCACGUUGGUCCCGCGAUUCUCCGAAGGGUUUGCGACAUCGACUAGGGGACAUUCCAGAAGACUGGCGUGGGGAGUUCUAUGAGGUUAGGGUCGCGAGGGUCUUUGCGGUGAUUGUGGUAGCACUUUUCACCGCGGUCGUGAGUUUGUUUGCGGGUGUCCUGAUUGUAGUGGGGAAGCUUUUGGGUUGGUGGUUCCGCGCAGCUCGUUUUGCCGUGACCUUCUUCCCAGAACGACAGCCGUGGUGGUGGCACUGCUGGUUUGUGCUCACUGUGCUCUCGUUGGCCCUGCUUCCGGCGAUCGCGGUCCUUGGGGUACCUGUGUUUGCUGCGGCUUGUGCGAUCCGCGUAGGGUGGAUGUUUCUCUACGCACCGCGAGGCUUUGGCGUGAUCUCUGUCGCGUCUUACGAACUGCUUGCCUGUUUGCAUGAGGCGGAUGUCCGCACGACCGAGUUAGUUCAUCCAAGUCUUAGAUGGCUGUUUCGAGUCGACAAUCAGCACCAUGCCUCCUCGACUGUGCAAGGUCAACGAUCGAAUAUACUUGCGGAUCCAAGGAAGCCGAGUUUCGUUACUCUAGGCCUAACAUUCCUCUUCUCUGUGAUUCCCGGUCAAGGUGCCCAUCUAGAUGGGCUGCUGCGUGUGGUUCAAAGCGGUGGCUAUUUUAUGAUGAUGAGCUUGUGAUUUUCAUUUGGGUCAUGAUCAUUCCGACGAUGCCGUUCAUUUUUGUCCAACCUUUUACUUUUCUAGUUUCGCGCGAAAUGAUUUUUCGCUCGAAGAUGAGUAUCUGUAUUUUGUCAUCUCAUUGCAACUUCUUGCUUGAGUAUCUGCAGUAGAUGAUUCAAUAAUAUAUCCUAGGGGUGUUAUAGUAGCUAGGCGACAAGGAAGGUAUGAUCAUGUCUAUGGGAGCGCCUCUGUUUGUUCUAAGUUCGACGCUCUGGCACGCGCAUCGUCUGCUACCGGCAGCAGGCGGCGCGGAAGGCGGGAAGCACAGAUCACUGCUGCCGAAGGCUACACCAAUGCUAGGAGUUCGAGCACGGGUGACGAGUUUGAGACAAGUGCAGACGAGUUAGGAAGCAUAUUUGACUUGUUUGCUGAAGAUAUCACGGCUUGUGGUGUUCUUGCAAUGAACGCUGGAUGGAUAUCCAGAGACGCCAUUGACGCCGCUUCGCAUAGCGCGGUUGUCGGACUGCCUGCACUCGCUGUCUUUCGAGUCCUGGACCGCAGCUUUGACCGACUAGCGUACCUCGAUCAGAUAGAACCUAAACACGUUGCUAGCAAGAGGCUCGGUAGCGUAACGGUGUGCUUCUCUGACGAGUACAGCACCUCUGACGUUGGUAGAAACGAGAGGGAGAAAGAUGGUAGCAGAAUGGACUCGUCGGUACGUGCCCGCUGUAGCAGUGCGCAGAGUACAGGACGGGGGACAACGACAUUGCGCGCGCCUGCAGUCUGCACAGCAGACAACCCAGUGUGGCAUGAAGUAGUUGCGCGCAGGCUGUGGGGAGAUAUAACACGGUUAUGGAAGUGCAUGCGCACCUACCGAGCUGCUGUGGACCCUUUCUUAUGAAACUAGCAAGAGUCCAUUUCCUCAUCCUCUAUGGUGUCUCCGGACGGCGAGCAAGGCCUGGCUGGCUUCUUGGAAACUAGUGAUUCAAACAUGGUCAGUCUAGAAAAGAUACCACGUGACAGAGGAUAAUGUGUGCUUGCUGGCGCUAAAACUUAAGUCACAAGUGUCUUCCGAACUGCUCCAGAUACGAGUCUGUGUGGCGGCAGAACCCGACGGCCAUCUAACAACCGUGUCUAGGAAAAAGUUAGAGACCGCGACGGCGCCCAAUAGGGAGGCAGAGAUGUCGAAAACAGGACUCCCAACAACUGCACGCCGAGAAAUCAUAGAAGCAGAAGAGGCACUGUUCAAAGCGAUUACAAGUUUCGCGUUUUUGCUCACGCGCCUAGGGCAUUUCAAAGACAGACUCGGACCAGCACUCAGACGCAUUCACCAGCACGAAAGCAUGGCUCAAAACGAGAAAGCGGGGCCCAGAACGUCCUGACAUAAAUGUAUUCUCGUUCUUGUCCUCGGAAAUCCGUACUAGACACAAACUACUGACCUUUUUUUUCUGCAAACCUCAAGAUUCGUUCCCCAUUUGCCCCAUGCGCGC
Molecule: messenger RNA, 3166 nt
Organism: Amoebophrya sp. A25
Lineage: Eukaryota; Dinophyceae; Syndiniales; Amoebophryaceae
Source: the annotation of a GenBank genome assembly